Fraxinus pennsylvanica is the source of this 732-nucleotide messenger RNA. NCBI's taxonomy places the organism in Eukaryota, Viridiplantae, Streptophyta, Magnoliopsida, Lamiales, Oleaceae. The record is from the annotation of a GenBank genome assembly.
AUGUCAUGCUGGAUGGAUGGCUUCUAUACUAGUAUUGUGUUCUUGCAUUCCUGCACUUGCCAUAGCCGGAGGAUCCAUGUCAUUGCUUAUGGCGAAGAUGUGGAGUCGAUGACAAGUUGCUUGUACAGAUGCUGGAAAUUGGUUGAACAAAGAGUAGGAGCAAUCGGAACGGUUGCAUCCUACACCGGAGAGAAUAAAGCAACAGAAAAGUAUGAUAGGAAAUUGCAAAUAGCCUAUGCAUCCACUGUUCAGCAAGGGUUGGCCUCAGGCAUAGAACUUGGCACAGUUUUACUAAUUGUCUUUAGUACUUAUGGACUUGUCAUAUGGUACGGAUCAAAACUGAUCAUAGAAAAAAGAUACAGUGGUAGAGAGGUUAUCAAUAUCAUGAUGGCCAUAAUGACUGGUGGAAUAUCACUUGGACAGAUAUCUCCAUGUAUAAAUGCAUUUACAGCAGGUCAAGCUGCAGCAUACAAGAUCUUCGAGGCUAUUGAACGGAAACCGAAAAUUGAUGCAUAUGAUUAUAGAGGAAUUGUUUUGGAAAAUAUAAGAGGUAAAAUUGAACUUAAGGAUGUGUAUUUCACAUAUCCAGCAAGGCCAGAAGUGCAGAUAUUUUCAGGCUUUUCAUUACACAUUGUUAGUGGCCAAACUGCAGUUCUCAUUGGGCAAAGUGGAAGUGGGAAGUCCACAGUUAUCAGCUUGUUGGAGAGAUUUUAUGAUCCCGAUGCUGGAUAA